CAGGUCCCCUCGUGACCCGGGACCCUCACGCCGCUCGCCCGGGACCCCUGCGCGCUCGCAGAAUCCCGAGGCUCGGCCAACCGGGCUGACCGCCCUGGUGAGCGGCCCCGCCCCAGAGGAUCCCCUUCUUCCAACAGCCGGAGCCCCGCCCCAGAGGGACCCCCAGGUUCGGCAGGGACAUCCAGCCACGCCCCAGAGGGCUCCCAGCAUCUCACGCCUGGAGCCCGGCGCUCCAGAAGAUCCUCGGUGCCCAGCUGGGGGGCACCCCGCCCUGCUGAGGGGGCUCUGCCCAGGAGGGUCCCUCGUGUCCCGCGGGCUCCCGGCAGGAUGCACGCCGCCCUGGCGGGGCCGCUGCUCGCCGCCCUCCUCGCCACCGCCCGCGCCCGCCCGAACCCCCUGGACGGAGGACAGUGCCGGCCGCCCGGAUCGCAGAGGGACCUGAACUCCUUCUUGUGGACUAUCCGGCGCCAUCCCCCAGCCUACCUAUUUGGUACCAUCCAUGUUCCCUACACCCGUGUCUGGGACUUCAUCCCAGACAACUCCAAGGCAGCCUUCCAGGCCAGCGCCCGUGUCUACUUUGAGCUAGACUUGACGGACCCCUAUACCAUCUCAGCACUGGCCAGCUGCCAGCUGCUCCCUCAUGGGGAGAACCUGCAGGAUGUACUGCCACAUGAGCUCUACUGGCGCCUGAAGCGCCAUCUGGACUACGUGAAGCUGAUGAUGCCCUCGUGGAUGACGCCAGCACAGCGCGGCAAAGGGCUCUAUGCCGACUACCUAUUCAAUGCCAUUGCUGGCAACUGGGAGCGCAAGAGGCCUGUGUGGGUCAUGCUCAUGGUGAACUCUCUCACGGAGACUGAUGUGCGCUCCCGGGGUGUACCUGUGCUGGACCUCUACCUUGCCCAGCAGGCUGAGAAGAUGAAGAAGAGCACUGGAGCUGUGGAGCGGGUGGAGGAGCAGUGCCACCCCCUCAAUGGGCUCAACUUCUCCCAGGUGCUGUUUGCCCUGAACCAGACCCUGCUGCAGCAUGAGAGUGUGCGGGCUGGGAGCCUGCAGGCACCCUACACCACAGAAGACCUCAUCAAGCACUACAACUGCGGGGACCUCAACGCUGUCAUCUUCAACCAUGACACAUCCCAGCUGCCCAACUUCAUCAACACCACUCUCCCGCCACAUGAGCAGGUGACAGCCCAGGAGAUCGACAGCUACUUCCGCCAGGAGCUCAUCUACAAGAGAAACGAGCGCAUGGGGAGGCGGGUCAUGUCCCUGCUUCAGGAAAACCAAGACAAGAUCUGUUUCUUUGCCUUUGGAGCAGGUCACUUUCUGGGGAACAACACAGUCAUCGAUGUCCUACGGCAGGCAGGGCUAGAGGUGGACCACACCCCAGCUGGACAGGACAUCCACAGUCCUGCUGCUGGAAGCCCAGAGCCUCUUCCUGAGGAGACCUCGGCCAGUCUGGCCCCAGCAACUCCCGCUGCUGCAGUGUCUGCAGCACCCUCAGUGACACCCACCACCCCUCCUGAGGAGGAGGACCCAGUCCUGUCCCCGCACCUCCUGCUCCCCGACAGCCUCAGCCAACUGGAGGAGUUUGGACGUCAGAAGAAGUGGCACAAGAGACAGAACAAACGCCAGAGGCCACGACAGUUCAAAGACCUCUGGGUCCGCAUUGAGGACAGCACCACCAUCUCACCACCUCCACUGCCCAUCCAGCCUACCCCCAGCUCUGGGACUGCCAAGCCCCCAUUCCAGCUCUCGGAUCAACUCCAACAGCAGGAUCUCCGGGAGGCUGCCAGCAGCUCAGCGCCUGCCCUGGGCCUCCUCCCUGCCAUCGCUACCACCAUUGCCACUCCCUUCCUCCUACACACUCUUGGGCCCUCCUGACCUCUGCCAUCCCUGCAGAGAAAGCAGAGAACCCACACAAGAGGGUUCGUGGCCACGUCCAUUGCCCCCCACCACCUUGGGGGUGCCGACUCCUCGAGGCGGUCUACACAGGACUUUAGAACGCUAGAGCUUUACUGUACCUGAGUUACGUCUUCUCUUUUGUAGAAGGUCUUAAUUUCCCAUAGUGCUAUGGGGCUCUUUUGUAAAAUAUGUGUCCAUAUUAAAAGAGAAAAGUGUAUUUAUUCUACUGAUAAAA
Molecule: messenger RNA, 2134 nt
Organism: Jaculus jaculus (lesser Egyptian jerboa)
Lineage: Eukaryota; Metazoa; Chordata; Mammalia; Rodentia; Dipodidae
Gene: Trabd2b
Product: TraB domain containing 2B
Exons: 7
Coding region: 328-1878 (516 amino acids)
Biological process (GO): negative regulation of Wnt signaling pathway
Cellular component (GO): organelle membrane
Molecular function (GO): metalloendopeptidase activity; Wnt-protein binding
Source: RefSeq, a predicted model, not a curated record